ACAUUCCCCAAAAAGCAAUAUGAAUGAGGCAUUCACUUCACCUAACGCAUAAUAACACUCUUUAGCCCACUCCACCCUACUCCACAACACAAACUACUCUCAUCUCAUCUCCCAUCUGUUAUAUAUCUCCAUCCUCCCCACCUCCCACAAAACCUUCUUCUCCUCCUCCUUCUCCUCCUCCUCCUCCUCAAAAAUGACCUCAAAAGAUUGCGGCCACGACGACGACGAUCGUAAAGACGGAUUCCGAUGUAUAAUCGGCGGCAUCUUAACCUUAAUAGUGCUAGUUCUCUUAGCAAUAUUCAUCAUAUGGCUAGUCCUCCGUCCAACCAAACCACGCUUCAUUCUUCAAGACACAACCAUCUAUGCUUUCAACGUAACAGCACCAAAUCUCUUAACCGCAACAUUUCAAGUCACACUUUCCUCUCGCAACCCAAAUGGUCGUAUAGGUGUUUACUACGAACGUCUUGAUGUGUAUGCUUCUUACCAUAACCAACAAAUUACUUUACCAACAAGAUUACCAUUCACUUACCAAGGUCAUAAAGAUAUUACCAUUUGGUCACCUUUUCUUUAUGGUAAUUCUGUUCCUAUUGCACCUUAUUUAGGCAUGUCUUUACAACAAGAUCAAAAUGCUGGAUUGGUUCUUAUGAAUAUUAAGAUUAAUGGUAGAGUUAAAUGGAAGGUUGGAACUUGGAUCUCUGGUAAAUAUCAUUUUAAUGCUAAUUGUCCUUCUUAUAUUACUUUUGGUAAUAAAGGUAAUAGUAAUAAUCCUAAUGCCUUUAAUUUUGGUGCUGCUGCUGUUAAAAUACAGCAAUCUAGUAGCUGUCAAGUUGAUGUUGCUAUAUGAAGUAAUUCAUUAUUAGCUAUUACCAUCGCUCCUUAAAUACGGAAAAAACUUUGUCUACUCAACGGGUAAUCUAUCUAUUAGAAAUAGAUAUUAAUAAUUCGUCUAUUUUCUAAUAGGUGGAUAGAUUAAUCUCCUCUAAAUACUUUAUAGUUUGUACUGCCCACUUCUUUUGCUUUAUUCAUAAUUUCAUAGUCUAGCUAGUUACCUGUAAUUUUUACUCGCUCUUUCAUUAUUCUUAUACCAUUAUCUUUUUUUUUGCGUUAUUGCUUAUUAGAGGUAAAUAGUGGGUUGCACUUUUUGAAUAAUUUGUAAAUUCUUAUUGAAGAUAAUAAUACUAUACUAUACCCACUCA
This is a messenger RNA of Beta vulgaris subsp. vulgaris (sugar beet), 1196 nucleotides long. RefSeq names its product NDR1/HIN1-like protein 1. Bases 194 to 844 code for a protein of 216 amino acids. Gene Ontology annotation, biological process: defense response to other organism. NCBI's taxonomy places the organism in Eukaryota, Viridiplantae, Streptophyta, Magnoliopsida, Caryophyllales, Amaranthaceae. The transcript has a single exon. The record is from RefSeq and is a predicted model, not a curated record.